AUGUUACCGAAUCGUACUAGUAAAUGGACAAGAUUUUACCUUGUAGUAGCUCUUCUUCUCUGCAUGUGCAUGGUAAUGGUUGCAGCUGCCCCACGUCGUGCAGCAAGAGCCAGUGGAGGUGGGGCAAGGCCACGUGCAACUCCAAGUGCAAGAAGGAGCAGUGGCGGUGCUGCUGUACGUGGAGGAGGUUCUCGUGGAGCUGCUGCCAAACCACGAGGAGGUGGAGCAGGCACUGCUAAACCAGCUUCCAAUGGAGCUCGUGCUGCGGCUCGUGGAGGAAGAAAGGGAAGAGCUGCUUCUGCUGGAUCUUCCCAACAAAGAGCUCAGGGAGCACUGAAUCGUCUCGGAGCUGCCAAAAACAAGCUCAAUCAAUUGAACAAUAUGAAGAAUCAAGCUUUACAAAAGAGACAACAAGCUUUGGAUAUGUUAAACAAAGCAAAGGAACAAGCUGGAGCAUUAACAGGUGAAAAGAAUGGAGGUGAAGCAGCAAAUGGAGAGCAACAACAAGAAGGAGCUGGUGCAGAGAAUAAGGACCCAUCGGCAGCUGCUUCCAACAAUGCUGAACAACCACAACAACAAGCCAAUGAAACUCCCCAACAAGAACCAUCCAAAGGUGAGACCCAAAAUGGUGCUUCUGAAAAUCAGAGUUCCGAAGGAAAUUCCCAACAAGGAGCUUCUUCUUCAUCGAUCUCUGGACCUCAAGAGAAUGGAGCUAGUAAUAGCAAUGGAAAUAUCGCUAUUAACAACAAUCAUCAUACACCAGCAGCUUCUUCGCCUCAACAACAAGGUGCUGGCUCUUCAUCGAGUGGUGGUUGGUCAUCGUCUGCUUCAAGUCCAGCCAGUGCAAGUUCUGAAAAUUCUUCCUCAGCUCCAUACAGCGUUGAUUUGGGAGCUGCUUCCAAACAUCAUGCCGUCGUUAAGAAGGUCAGAAAAUUGAGAGGAGGUGGUAUCGAGUUGGUCAUUAAUGUAAAUGUAAAAUAA
Molecule: messenger RNA, 981 nt
Organism: Naegleria lovaniensis
Lineage: Eukaryota; Heterolobosea; Eutetramitea; Acrasida; Naegleriidae
Exons: 1
Coding region: 1-981 (326 amino acids)
Source: RefSeq, a predicted model, not a curated record